This is a messenger RNA of Panicum hallii, 1171 nucleotides long. RefSeq lists its product as uncharacterized. The transcript has 2 exons. The coding region runs from base 86 to 871 and encodes 261 amino acids. The record is from RefSeq and is a predicted model, not a curated record. Gene Ontology annotation, cellular component: mitochondrial membrane. Lineage: Eukaryota; Viridiplantae; Streptophyta; Magnoliopsida; Poales; Poaceae. Gene Ontology annotation, biological process: mitochondrial proton-transporting ATP synthase complex assembly.
UUCGCAGUCGCACACCAUCGGGGCAUUUCUCCGUUGCAAAACCCUAGGCUAGGGUUAGCCCCCCCCCCUCAAUCGAUCGGAGACCAUGGCGACGGCGAGGCUCCGAUCCGCGGCCUCCCUUCGCGGGGUUCUCCUCCGCCACUUCUCCGUGGGGCCCGCUUCUACUCCGCGCGCUGUCUCGCGAGUGUCAGAUUUUCAGGUUCCUCAGACUAUCGUAUGGAGGCAUUUCUCAACAUGCAAGCAUAAUUCUCUUGCAAAACGUGAUGACCUUGGCCUGCCUGCCUGUUUGCACAAUCAGACAAGAUGGGCUUCUCAAGCUACUGCUGUGAAAGAAACUGAAGCUAGUGGCAGCAAGAUCAGCAUUGGGCCCAAACCAAAGGAGAUUAAGGAGGAUGACAAUGAUGGUAACCUGGUUUAUCAAGGGCCAAUAUCGUCUACCAUAAAGAAAGUGAAGCUUCUCUCUCUGUCCACCUGCUGCCUUUCUGUAUCGCUAGGGCCGGUGAUAACAUUCAUGACUUCACCUGAUAUGAAUGUGAUCAUCAAGGGAGCAGUUGCAUCCACCGUCAUUUUCCUCAGUGCCACUACAACUGCAGCCUUGCACUGGUUCGUGAGCCCAUACAUUCACAAGCUUAGGUGGUGUCCUGGUUCAGAUAGCUUUGAGGCUGAGGUGAUGACAUGGCUGGCUACUCCCCUCAAAAGGACAAUCAAGUUUGCCGAUGUUAGGCCUCCUGAAACUAAUAGGCCUUUUGUCACUUUCAAGGCCGAGGGAAACUUCUACUUUGUUGAUGCUGAACACUUCUCGAACAAGGCUUUGUUGGCAAGGCUUACACCCCAGAAACUUCCUCAUGAGUCUGCGUUCAAGAACUUGUGAUCGAAAGUUGUUCCACUGGCCCAUGGCUGCACUUGUUCGUGAACCUUUGUUGGCCAUUUGAAUUUUUUAUGAAUAACUCCAGCUAAUAUUUGGGAGAUGUGUUGCUAUAUGUUAUUACUGUUGUUUACUUUCCAUGUGGAGAUUUGCAAGCAGUUGGUGUCGAACAGUUUUAGUUUAGGAACACCAUGAGGUCUGGUGUUGAGCCAGCACUUGAAAUAAGUAGGGGUUAAGAUAUCUAUCUACUUCUGAUGUGUUCGAACACUACUUUGAUCUGAAGGUUCAUUACGUUGCUUGCGUCUU